AUGGAGCUUGAGAAGUGGAUUGAACUUAUAAAAACAGGAAACCCCUUACCAGAGAGCUGUCUUAUGAUGCUUCUUGACAAGCUUUCUGAAGUGUUAUAUCAAGAGCCAACAUUAAUUCCUAUGCAAUUACCAAUUACAAUUUGUGGCGACGUCCAUGGACAGCUCUUCGAUGUUUUCGAACUAUUCCGCGUUGGAGGACCUGUUAAGGAAAAUAACUACCUGUUUUUGGGUGAUUAUGUCGAUAGAGGUUACUUUUCUAUUGAAACUUUUUCAUACCUUGCAUGUUUGAAGCUAUUAUAUCCAGGACAUGUUACAUUACUUCGUGGCAACCACGAAGCUCGUCAAGUUAAUGGAACAUACGGUUUAUAUGACGAAUGCAUUAGUAAAUACGGACAUGGAGGCAUUUUCCGUGCAUUAAACGAAGUAUUCGAUCUUCUUCCAAUCGCUGCUAUCGUCAAUGACUCUAUUUUAUGCGUUCAUGGUGGUCUUUCUCCAAGUAUCAAAUUUGUCGAGCAAAUUCCAAUUUACAAUCGUAACCAAGAGCUCCCAACAAAAGGACCUCUUUGUGACCUUUGCUGGUCAGAUCCUAUCGAUGGAUGCGACGAUUGGAAACAGAAUGAGCGCGGUGCUGGUUAUAUCUUCGGCCAACAGCAAACAAACGAGUUUAUGCAUAAUAACAAACUCACUUUGAUUGCUCGCGCCCAUCAAAUUGCAAAUGAAGGAUAUCAAUAUUUCUUUGGCGAAGAAAAUAUCGUCACGGUUUGGUCGGCACCUAACUAUACAUAUAGAUUAAAGAACAAAGCUUCAGUUUUGAAGAUAGGAACAGAUAUGAAGCGAAAUUUCUUAAUUUUCGACGCUGUUCCUGAUGAUCAGAGAGUCAUUCCUGAAGAACUUCAGUCUGCGUACUUCGCAUGA
This is a messenger RNA of Trichomonas vaginalis G3, 915 nucleotides long. RefSeq names its product mpp pp2a pp4 pp6 domain-containing protein. The transcript has a single exon. NCBI's taxonomy places the organism in Eukaryota, Parabasalia, Trichomonadida, Trichomonadidae. Gene Ontology annotation, cellular component: cytoplasm; nucleus. Gene Ontology annotation, molecular function: protein serine/threonine phosphatase activity. Bases 1 to 915 code for a protein of 304 amino acids. Gene Ontology annotation, biological process: double-strand break repair via homologous recombination; peptidyl-serine dephosphorylation. The record is from RefSeq and is a predicted model, not a curated record.